AUGGCGCCUGGGCCGCCAAGGAGAAUAGACAUGCUGCGAGCUGCAGACCGGGAUGGAGAUGAGUCCGGGAGAAGUUGGCCAAGCUCUGACGAUGAUGGCGGCGGCCCACCUGUCACGACGGAGAUGAGAGCAGGGGGCUUUUUGCUCAUGCUGCUUCGGGAAACGGAUGCGGACCUGCUCGGAACGCUGGCCAACCGUUCGCAGGCGGAUCGGAUACCCUACCUAUAA
This is a messenger RNA of Symbiodinium sp. CCMP2592, 228 nucleotides long. The record is from the annotation of a GenBank genome assembly. NCBI's taxonomy places the organism in Eukaryota, Dinophyceae, Suessiales, Symbiodiniaceae.